Messenger RNA from Capronia coronata CBS 617.96, 555 nucleotides. RefSeq lists its product as uncharacterized. The record is from RefSeq and is a predicted model, not a curated record. Gene Ontology annotation, molecular function: oxidoreductase activity. Gene Ontology annotation, cellular component: mitochondrion. NCBI's taxonomy places the organism in Eukaryota, Fungi, Ascomycota, Eurotiomycetes, Chaetothyriales, Herpotrichiellaceae. The transcript is spliced from 2 exons. The coding region runs from base 1 to 555 and encodes 184 amino acids.
AUGCAUCCCAAGCCGAUGAAGAGUUGGAUCCCCAACAUGUUCCGAAUGGCAAGUUCUCCCCUUUCAAACCUCAACUCCCGCCUUUCCCCGGGGCAUCUAUCUCGCAAACUUAAAUCGGUCGAUCGAUAUAUGCCUGGCAACACGCUGGAUGUGAUCACUCUGUUCCACAAGCCCAGCAUCCCCGCGUCAGUCCGCGUCCUGAACCAGCUCAAGCAAGCAUCCGCCCAAGCCAGCGAGACGGCCACGGAAGACCAGGCGUCCGACCACACGCCGCAGAACACCGCCGUCACGCGCGACCCGUUCGAACUCGAGGUCACCGAGGCCCCGCCCACGCCGGACCAGCUCAAGAGUAUCUUCGAGUAUCUCGGCCCCGGGGUUGCGGGCGAGCUGGUCAAGGGGGCCGCGAGCCAGAGCGAUGCCCUGAGGAAAGUGCAGGAGAAUGGUGAUGCGUUCACGAGACCGGUCGUCGUGGAUUGGCAACGGGCCAAGGCUGUGAUUGGAGACAAGGAGAGCGAGAUCCUCAAGCUGUUGAAGGCCGAAAACGACAAGGCGUAA